Molecule: messenger RNA, 354 nt
Organism: Blastomyces dermatitidis ER-3
Lineage: Eukaryota; Fungi; Ascomycota; Eurotiomycetes; Onygenales; Ajellomycetaceae
Exons: 1
Coding region: 1-354 (117 amino acids)
Source: RefSeq, a predicted model, not a curated record
AUGGCGGUGAAGCCAGACGAGAUUGCUUCAUUCGAGCAUAGAACAAGACUCCCCCGGCCAAUACUAAACCCUUCUGGUCGUUUUGUUAGACAUGAAACUUCGUUCUGGCCGUCAGAAAUGGGAUAUCGCAUGGCCAAGCGGAUGGAAAGAACAAAUCAAGCAUUUGUGGAUGGCUCGGCGGAUAUCUGUACUAUGCUAUGUUUAAUUUCAUACAGGACAUUAUGCAUGGCUGUCGCGCAGAAGGGGGAAUUGGCCAGUGAAAAGGUCGUCGUAGGAUUUCCAGAGGACUGGGGUAGAAUAUGCAUAACAACUGCUGGCGCUGCGGGCUCUUGGAGAGGGAGAUGCCAGGUAUAA